Molecule: messenger RNA, 1278 nt
Organism: Kwoniella botswanensis
Lineage: Eukaryota; Fungi; Basidiomycota; Tremellomycetes; Tremellales; Cryptococcaceae
Exons: 4
Coding region: 1-1278 (425 amino acids)
Source: RefSeq, a predicted model, not a curated record
AUGCUACUAAGGCAAGAAUGGGUAAAUGAAUGUGUGAGGCAAGAUAGGGUUGUGGGCAGAUUUGACGAUUUUGCAGGAUGGGAAAUCAAAGGCACAUACGAUCCUCAACAUGUCAAUAUUACACCGUGGGGCGAACCGCCACUACCACCUCAACAGCCAUUACACACACCUCCUUCAACUUCCAACGUCCCACCGAACCCAUUUGAGAGUCUUUUGAGACGGUCCAACUCAUCUAGCAGUUCUUUGUCCGCUCCUCAAAGCUAUAGUAAUGUCCAAGAUAUCCAUCCUGUGCUGCCUCUUGCAGCUAGGCUAUCGAGUCGCCUUGCCGAAGAUCCGUCGAUGACAUCUCGAAAAAUUGACCAGCCAGAGAAAGCUGAUAGUCCAGUUCAAGAUCCUCGCAAUUCAAGAAGGGCAGCCGACGAUGAUGGGAAUGCAACGUCCACGGAUCUCGAUGGCAGUCUCAUGAGUCAGGAACCUGUGAGAUCGAAAGUCGAAGAAUCUAGUAUCAUGGAGAUGGAGACAGCGGAUGAACGACCACCUGAAAUUGAGACUCCUACUACAGUUCAAUUACCCAAUGACGAAGAUAUCAAACCUCUUAUUGAUGAAGGCAUCAAGAUUGAUACACGACCCGAAACACCGGAUUUACCCUCCCAACAGCAUUUACCGAUGAAUGCCCCGCCACCCCCUACACCACCAAUGACAGCUUCGAACACCAUAGACAGAGAUGACAUCGGUCUCACCAGUGUAAAGCAACAUCAACAUGAUAUGAGAACGACAUCUACACCGUCACCGCAACCUCCACUCACCAUGCAACCAACCAAAUUAUCGACCCCUCAGUUGCGUAGUGAACCGAAUCUAGGUAAUAUCACCCCGUCUUCGUCGUAUGUUCAGGAUCGCCCUGAUAUUCAGCCUAAAGGGAUAUUCGCCAGAGGAUUGUUACUUCCUUUAGGAUUCCAUGUUUUUGGAUCAGUGAGGGAAAGAAAGUUUAUCGAACUGGCAAUUACUCGUACAGGCGGAGGUGUGAUCGUACCUGAGCCCCAAGCUACUAUCCAUAUCCUUCCUCUCUCACCCACUGAACUACUCAUCGAGCCCGAACACUCGCGAAUCGUACGGGAAAUCUCAUCUGAUCCCACCCGGGCAGUCGUUUCCGCAGAUUGGGUCAAUGACUGUAUCGAGACUGAUCGAUUGUUAUCGCUUGACGAGUAUCGGAUGUCUCUAAAAGAUAAUGAUAAUGUUAACGGAGAUAUGAUGACUCCUCCGCCCACUGAAAGGGGCUGA